AUAAAGGAGGUAUGGACCUGUUGCGCUCUCCGCACCCUCCGGAGAGCCGUUGUCAAACCGAGUUCAGAAAGUUUCGCUUCCCCGUUGCAUGAAUGGAUUUUAAAGAGCUUGGAGCUGAUUGCUCGGAGGGAGACACGGAGGAUCUGGACAGCGUCAAGGCGCUGACGGAGAAGCUGAAGCUGCAGACGCGCAGACCGUCCUAUCUGGAGUGGCAAGAACGGCUGCAGAGUCGCCCUUGGAUGGACAGGAGCCCCGCGGACUGUCCGGACCCCGCCGAAGAAGACGUUUCCAUGCCCGCAAUUUUGAGAAAUGACAACUCAGAGCUUGUUGUGCGCAACAUAUGCGGCUUUGAUACCAUUGAUGAUGCGCUGGAGUUUCUGAGAAAAGAGCUGAGGGAGAUGCAAGUCCAGGACAACCGACUGGCCCGACAGCUGAUCCGCCUUCGUGGGGAGAUCCACCGGCUGAAAGUGGAGCAGGUGUGCCACCGUCACAAGGAGAUGCUGGAUGAUGCCACUUACGAGUUGGAGGAGUGCGAGGAGGAGUCGGACCUACUGUGUGACAUCCCCAUGAAGGCCGCCUUUGCUCUCUCCACGCCUCUGAAACACCUAGGCCUCACCAAAAUGAACAUCAACUCCAGACGUUUCUCACUGUGUUGAAAAGGGUCAAAUUUUGCCCACACAGAAACAGAUGUUCCCGUAUCUCUUCUCUGUGUUUGUACAAGGCACGUCACUAGAGUUACUUCCUUUCCAAGGGCGGACUGGUGAGUGGCAGGCAGCAAUUGUUGCCAGCAGUGAAAAUGAAAAUGUCUGCCUUGAUUGAUUUGUGUCAGGGUAUGACAUGAAUGAGGAAGUAUUUAUGUACUCACCUGCAGAAGGCAUGCACACCUCGACUACUGCCAGAACUCCCUGCUGGUCCGUGUCUGAUUCUGCUAUUUUAUACCACAGACUUGUCACAGAAACAAAACAAAAAAACCUUUGAAUGAAUUCACUAUAUUGCCAAAAGCAUUAAGACAAACCUCCAAGUCCUUGAUUUCAUUUGUUCCAAACACCUCCGUGGCCACACCGAGGCAGCCGACUGCAUGUGCAAAUAUUUCUAGAGCAGUCUCAGGAUGUCCGUGAAGUCAAGUGUAGUACAGUGAUAGAAUCCUGCUUGUGCAAAAGUCAAUUGUUUGGGGCAUCAGAACGAAGUGGGAACAGUUUUGAGGAGACAACGUAAAAUCAUAAAAUCAGACACAUAGUGUGUACAAGUUGCCACCUAUCUUGAAGAGUCAAUCUCUAUUUACCUUAUUGAAGGUUUCUUUACCAUUGGAUGAAUUUGGGUUUGCCAGUUGCUAAGAGAAUGGUACUUGCUUGCUCUGUGCCAUGCAUAAAUAUUGGUGGUGGGGGUAUGGUGUGUGGUUGUUCCUCAGGAAUGGGGCUGAGGAACAACCACAUUCAGCAAACCCCAUUAGGUUCAUUGAAGGUCCUCUCCAUCCUGCAGAAUACAAGGACAUUUGGAUGCUUUCUCAUUCCAGCUUCACCGCCCUCCAGAGCAAAAAUAAGAUCCAUGUACACUAGUGAGUUUGGUGUAGAGGUACUUGACAGUCCUGAAAAGAGCCUUGACUUAAACCUGAUAGAGCUCAUUUGGAAAUGAAUUAGAGUGAAGACCGAGAAGCAGACCAUUGGGAAUGACCUCACAAGUGUUCUCUUGAAAUAAAGGUCAAAUAUUUCCAUAAACACACUCUUAAACCUUGUGGAAAUAGUUUCUAGAGGAGUUGAGGUCGUCAAAUCUUACAUGCGUGGGGGAACUAUUUAAAUUGAUGUAAACGUCAUGGUGAGCAUCUGAAUACUUUCGGCAACACAUUGUAUCAUGUUAUUUAACUGAAACGUGACCCACCAGAGACAUUUUUGUUUACUUUCUCAAAGACCCAGGGACCAAUUAUUGUGACAGAAUCUUCAAACAGAAAGGUAAAAUAUAAUUCGUGAAGCAAAAAAGGAAUUUGGCCAUCAAAGCGGUGAAAGUGAGACUGAAGACAAAAGGUCAAACUUUGUCUGAGCUGGUUGAGGGACGAGGCGCCAACAAGUCGGAUCCUUUCAGGCUGUCACAUGCUUUAAUGAAAUCAAAGAGCUCAGAGCCGGUGUGUAUUUGUUGGGCCUGGUGGAACUCAGCGAGUUUCUAUGCUAUACAACGUCCCCUCACACAGCAGCACUCUUUAAGCCUUCAUCAGUUUCCACCAGAAAGCAGGAGGUCACCCUCAUGAUUUGUUUUACACCUCUCCCUCACGGACCAAAAAUAUCCCUUCAACCUCAGCACGGCUGUGACAAGAGCCAGCAGGCUGUUUUGUUUCCCAGUGACAUGUUGAGAUGCUGCAGAGCACUGACUGUAUAAAGCUGACCAAGUGUUGCUUUUCCCCCCUUGAGCACACACUCCCACCCAAGAUGAAUGAUUUGCUUUAUACUUAAGAAACAAAUGCGCGACUGAUUACUUUUGCUUCUCGUAUGUUGAUGUAUUUUAGUUAAAAGUAUAACAUUGAGUUCUAUGCAGAUUUUUGGUUGUUAAGUACUGAUGUAAAUGUAUCUACUAUGCAUGCGAGUAUAAAAGAAAAUACCUUGGCUG
Messenger RNA from Poecilia latipinna (sailfin molly), 2595 nucleotides. RefSeq names its product protein FAM167A-like. The coding region runs from base 93 to 656 and encodes 187 amino acids. The transcript has 2 exons. The record is from RefSeq and is a predicted model, not a curated record. Lineage: Eukaryota; Metazoa; Chordata; Actinopteri; Cyprinodontiformes; Poeciliidae.